AUGCAGCUGCAGAGAGACCCAGCGAAUUGGCCGUUGAUAUGCUGGUCGGCUGCAUGUCAAAUCAUUCCCGUCCGUGACAGCGGUGCGGCGAUGCAGCGAGCGGGGGCGAAGAAGUGGGCUCAGCGGUGGUGGGCACCGAUGAGGUCCCUACCACCCUGGCUCCCAGAGCGGAGCGAGUUUAUCGGGUUAGGAGGUUGGCGAUGGCAAUGGUGCCUGAUGCGCAGACCGAAGCAUGGCUCUCUGGUGGAGUGGUGA
Colletotrichum spaethianum is the source of this 255-nucleotide messenger RNA. RefSeq lists its product as uncharacterized. NCBI's taxonomy places the organism in Eukaryota, Fungi, Ascomycota, Sordariomycetes, Glomerellales, Glomerellaceae. Bases 1 to 255 code for a protein of 84 amino acids. The record is from RefSeq and is a predicted model, not a curated record. The transcript is spliced from 2 exons.